This is a messenger RNA of Hibiscus syriacus, 1614 nucleotides long. RefSeq names its product receptor like protein 26-like. Gene Ontology annotation, molecular function: protein binding. Lineage: Eukaryota; Viridiplantae; Streptophyta; Magnoliopsida; Malvales; Malvaceae. The record is from RefSeq and is a predicted model, not a curated record. Bases 1 to 1614 code for a protein of 537 amino acids. The transcript has a single exon.
AUGGAUACAUUUCUUGAGCUAAAGAAUUUGCAAAAUUUGUUUCUGUCAAAGAAUGAUUUCUAUUUAGUUUCUAGAAAUAAUAGCAAUGCCACCGGUGCUCAGCUUGUUGAUAUAGGGUUGCGGUACUGCCAUCUAACAGAGUUCCCAUAUUUCUUGCGCAACCAACACCGCUUGCAGCUUCUUGAUCUUUCUUCAAACAACAUUAAGGGCCAGAUACCCCAAUGGAUGUCCAAAGUGAGCGUUGAAACUCUCUUUUUUCUAGACCUUUCAAACAACUCUCUCACCGGUUUUGUUGAAUUCCCAAUUGUUCUUCCUUGGUCUAAACUACAAUAUCUGAAACUUGAUUCCAACAUUCUCCAAGGUUCACUCCCUGUUCCACCCAUGUCUACUCUUUUCUAUUCCAUCUCAAACAAUUCUCUAAGCGGAGAAAUCCCACAGCUGUUGUGCAAUGUCAGCACUCUUUCUAUUCUUGACGUUUCCCAGAAUAACUUGACUGGUAACAUGCCAAUGUGUCUGAGCAACUUCAGCAAGCUCUUGUUAGUAUUGAGGGUGCGGUCCAACAACUUGCAGGGUCCUAUUCCUAGUGGUUGGACAAGUGGAAACAGAUUAAAAAUGAUAGAUUUGGGAAGAAACAACUUGCAAGGUGGGAUUCCAAAAUCUCUGAUGGCGUGUAGAAUGUUGGAAUAUCUUGAUCUUGGAAACAAUCAGAUUAGGGAUGGAUUCCCUUCAUGGUUGGGGUCACUUCCGCAGUUGAAUAUUCUUAUUUUAUCCUCGAAUGCACUUUAUGGUACCAUAGGGGACCCUACGUCGAAUGUCAUCGUCUUCCCUAAGUUGCGAGUCAUCGAUCUCUCUCACAACGGAUUCAAUGGAACCCUGCCAUCAGGUUACUUUGAAAGAUGGAUCACCAUGACAAGUCUAGAUGGGAAAAACUCACAAGCUUCUUACAUGGUUGAAAAUUCAAAUAUGAAGAUAAAUGACAUGCAAGUUCCCAGGACUUAUGCCUACUCAAUGACAAUCACAAACAAAGGCACAGAAAUGCAGUACCCAAAGAUCAUUAAGACUCUUGCAGCCAUUGAUUUCUCCUGCAACAGAUUUGAUGGAGAAAUUCCAGAAUCCAUUGGGAAUCUCAAAGAGCUUCAGUUGCUCAAUUUUUCGAAUAACAAUCUAGUUGGAGGAAUCCCAAAAGCUAUAGCGAAGCUUACUAAUCUUGAAGCUUUGGACCUUUCAAGGAACAAGCUAGAGGGAAGAAUUCCUUUGGAGUUGAGUCCUGGACUCAAUUUCCUUGAGUUCCUCAACCUCUCUCAUAAUCAUCUCACAGGGAUUAUACCACAGGGCCACCAAUUUGAUACUUUUCAAAGUAGUUCCUUUGAAGGAAAUCCAGGGUUGUGUGGAAAACAAUUGCUAAAAGAAUGUAACACUAAUUCUGGAGGAUUGCCAACUCCAUCUUCAACUAGUUCAGAAGAGUCUGGAUCAUUGGAUUGGAUAGCAAUAUUUCUGGGCUAUGGAUGUGGAUUCCUAUUUGGAACAGUGAUUGGGAAUGUUGUGAUCAAAAGGAAAUAUGAUUGGUUUACCAAGACUUUCUCCAAAAUUCAUGGAAGCACUCGAAUGAGCUGA